Messenger RNA from Cyprinus carpio (common carp), 1497 nucleotides. RefSeq names its product forkhead box protein G1-like (gene foxg1b). Bases 249 to 1256 code for a protein of 335 amino acids. The record is from RefSeq and is a predicted model, not a curated record. Gene Ontology annotation, molecular function: sequence-specific double-stranded DNA binding; DNA-binding transcription factor activity. NCBI's taxonomy places the organism in Eukaryota, Metazoa, Chordata, Actinopteri, Cypriniformes, Cyprinidae. Gene Ontology annotation, biological process: regulation of transcription by RNA polymerase II. Gene Ontology annotation, cellular component: nucleus. The transcript has a single exon.
GGGGCUCUCCGCGCAUUAUGAUGGAGUGAGCCGAGACUACUGUCCAGCUCCCAGCAAGAGAAGAGCUCCUCCUCCCUCCCCUGCGAUGAGGUAGUUGGUAAGACCGAGCGCUGGUUAAUCACCAAUUUCUUGAGUCCGCGCGUCGCGUCCUCUGUCUUAAAAGUCCUGUCAUGCAUGCAACGUCACCGCCGUUGCGCGCCUGACCUCCUGCGUUUUAAACCACGGUUUUUGUUUGUUCAUCGCCCGGCAUGGGAGAUCAGAGUGAGCCGACCAUGGUGCAGAAGUCGACGUCGUUCAGCAUUAAGAGUCUGUUACUCCCAUCGAAGUUUGACAAUGAAGGCGCGGAGCGCAGCGGUAGCCCGGCACCCGUACAGGACUUAGACAAACCCCCGGAAGCGUCCGAGAUGGACCCCGCGCAGCGGGACGCGGAGGAGCAGCCGUCUAAAAAGGUAAAGAAAUUCGACAAGCCUCCGUUCAGCUACAACGCGCUCAUCAUGAUGGCCAUCAGACAAAGUCCUGAGAAGCGGCUCACGCUCAACGGCAUCUACGAGUUCAUCAUGAAGAACUUCCCGUAUUACCGGGAGCACAAGCAGGGCUGGCAGAACUCCAUCCGGCACAAUCUGAGCCUCAAUAAGUGCUUCGUGAAGGUGCCGCGGCAUUAUGAUGAUCCUGGGAAAGGGAACUACUGGAUGUUGGAUCCCUCCAGCGAUGAUGUGUUUAUCGGCGGAACCACCGGGAAGCUCCGCCGGCGCUCGGCGACCUCGCGGGGCAAGCUGGUGAUGAAAAGGGGCCUCCGCUUCGCGCCCCUCGGACUCGGACUGGGCGAACGCCCGAGCAACCCGCUCUACUGGCAGCUGUCUCCGUUUUUACCCCUCCACCACUCGCACUAUAACGGCUCCACGCACGGAUUUCUAAACCAAGGACACGCGUACGGAUCGUUUCUCCCGGGCGUCGAGCCGCUGGGGAACGGGGAUAUGUCUCGCCCUAUUUUGGGAGCCUCUAGCGGGAGUAUCAACGGGUACGGCGUGUCUCCGUCGUCCGCCGCCGGAUUACUUUCAGGGCACAAUGGAUACUACGUACCGGGCGCGCAGCAGCCGCAGCCGCUCCCGAGCGCGCCGGGAUACGGCAUCUCCAGCUCCCCGUCCCCGCUGCUGUCGGAUUCCCUAAGAACUAGUUUGCCGUCCUUCACAGCACCACUUUCUAGCGGACUUCUGUCUCAACACAAACGCGUCGCGCCCAAUUCGUUUCUAAGCUGAGCAUUGCGCGUCCUUUCCAAUGGGAAUAUCCAAACUUUCCUAGAAAACCUCGCCACGAAACGUGCAAGAUAUCCUUUGUUGUGUGAGGACUGUGCGUCUGGAUUUUUUGUUCUUGUCUAUUUAAGAUUAUUUUGUAAUAGUAGUAUCAUGUUAUGCCAAAGGCAAUAACCGUAUGUUUGUUUUUCUUUUUCUUUCUUUUUUUUUUAAAAAGUGUUAUUUAUAGUAUUUCUUUGUGAAUAAU